AUGCGUUUAUUAAUAAUUUUAGUGUUAUUUUCCUUUAUUUACAUAGUUACGUGUAAAACCCACGUUAAGGCUCUAACUGAAUCCAUGGGUCAAGAGGUCAUUGAGAUUAAUAGCCCUGUAAAAGAACUGCCCAUGGGUUUAGAAGAAGAACCAUCGUCAGAUAAAGAAGAUAAAACAAAAACUAAAGAACCUCAAUCGCUGGAAGGAGAGUAUAAAAGAAUGUCAACGAUAAGCGGCAAAGAAAAUAUGAAAGACGUGGACAGGAUUGAUGGACUAAACACGGAAAGUGAAGAAGACAGGAUAGAGAAAGAACUGGCAGAAAUAUACAAGGAUACAGCUGAUUAUAAAAGCGAAAGUGGCGAAGAUGAAGUAGCUAAAGAAGUAUCAGUAGAUGAUCACACACAGGAGGCUACAGUCCAAGAAUUUAAAUCCAAAUAUGAUAGCGACUACAAGAAUGACAGCGGUGAAGAAACUGACGACACCUCAACAACUCCUGAUGAAAUUACAGAAGAACCUAUACCUACUGCUGCAGGAGAUGAGCAAACCGACCGACCUAUCGCAAGAUCACGGAACAAUUUCAAACUCCACCCUGACUCCACAGGCAAGGCUGACAUAGAGAGGUUCAGGACAUCUGUUGAUGAAAUUAACUGCAAUGUUAAUAAACAACUACUCAAUCAAGUCCGCGACGAACAGGAUAAUCCAAGCAGAUUUACAUCUAUAUAUCCCAGGACCAUUCCUGGUUCUGAUGUCAGUUCUAAGGCGUUCUACACCAUGGCCAGUCAACUGCCACUAAUUGCAGCUAUUUUAGGCAUAUUUUUCGUAUAUAUUUAA
Spodoptera littoralis (African cotton leafworm) is the source of this 831-nucleotide messenger RNA. The record is from the annotation of a GenBank genome assembly. NCBI's taxonomy places the organism in Eukaryota, Metazoa, Arthropoda, Insecta, Lepidoptera, Noctuidae.